Messenger RNA from Amyelois transitella, 4191 nucleotides. RefSeq names its product hybrid signal transduction histidine kinase A. The record is from RefSeq and is a predicted model, not a curated record. NCBI's taxonomy places the organism in Eukaryota, Metazoa, Arthropoda, Insecta, Lepidoptera, Pyralidae. The transcript is spliced from 3 exons. Bases 716 to 4027 code for a protein of 1103 amino acids.
AUGAUCCAUCAUUCACUGGUUCUCGUGUUUUGGUCAUUCACUGAACCACUUGUAGAUUCAAUUCCGUUCGUUCCGUUACCGCCAUAUUGGAUUCACCAGUGGUGGCGUUCAGACUUGUGGUUGGUGGCGCUCCGCGGCAAGUGACAGAUAAACGAAAGAAGUUCUAACUUCCAUCAACUAUGUGACAAGAAAGUGAAUUUAAUUGUUCAAUAUAUCAAAAACUAUAAAGUGGUAAACUUAUUGAUAUAACCAAACGAACUUUGUGUGUUUCAAACUUAUCCAUUCGUGACUUCGCCGACUCGAAAUGCAUGCAUUCCGCUGAGAUUGUUGAACUUAUGUUUUUUUUUCGUAAAGCCUUUUUGAUUCUUAUCAAGUAUUGUUUAUUGGGAUUAACCAUUGACUAUGAACUUGUAAUAUCUUUAAUCAAACUGUGUUGUGCUCUAACUUAAAUUUUACUUCGUAAAAGUCAGCUUUAAUAUUUACGAGGAUUGCCGAAAUAUUCAAGGCUUACCAGAUUGUUAAUUCCGGUUGCAUCAACGGAAAAAACCUUGGGGUUCGCAGCUGACUUUGCUCUGUCACUGACCGAAGCGUUUCACCUUAAAUUUGGCCUAUCAAUCGAAGACUGCACUUGUGUGAUGUGCCGGGUACACCACAGGGAAGUGCACUUGGAUGUUACCUGAGGUGAUCGGGUUUGAUGUCUGAAUGAGGCACCACGAUGAAGUUUUCGUCAGGUUCCAGCUCCAGCAGCCUCGCCAGCGACUCUUUGUCGCGAAAGUCGACUUUAUGUAUCUACACCGACGUGGUGGACGCUCCGGCACUGCAGCCACAUGUAGAAAGGAUGGAUAGCAGUUCUGAGGCGAUGGAGUUACGACGGGAACUUGACGCUGUGAGGAGUGCGCUGCAGCAGCAGUCUGAAUCCGUUCUGAAGCAAAGACACCAGCUCGUGGAAGCAGGGCAGGCCCUCGCAGCACGAGAUAAGCAAGCAGUUCAAGAACGGCGACUUAGACAAGACCAGCUUGCUCUAGUUUUACGCUCACUAGUCCUACUGGAAUCACGACUUACGCGUGAGCAGAGGCAGAUACAUGUUGCUUUAAAGCAAAAAGAAAAAAUUAUCAAAACCCAACAAGAAGAAAUAAGUAAACUGAAAGCAAGAAAGUCUUACUGCAGCAAUUGUCAACAGUUACUCGGCUUCACUAGCGAACAAACCAACAUUGAGACUGACCCGGAAUUUCAGAGCUUGGAAAGCACUGACUCCAGGUUCCAGAACACAUUUGUAAGGAGUAACAGUUAUCGCGAAAGAAAUUCACCACCGGUUUUCCAAAAAAAUACUAGGCUUAGUAAAAGUUUCCAGUUGCCUAAACAUGAAAUCGUUUAUGGAAAUACUAGUUCAAGCGAAGAAGGAAAUAAUAUCAGUGUCUGCAGCAAAGGUACUUUCGUCAAAAACAAACAAGCCUUCAGCAGACGCGAUGUUUUCCGGAGAUCCAGGAAAUAUUCAGGAAGAAAGAAUAGUGCACAGAAAAGCACAAUCCAAGCUAAUCAUAGCAGCAGCGCUGAAGAAUGCGUGGGGAUGAGUUAUCAAGUGAACAAUGAUGAUAAUGAGAUGACAGCAAAUCAAAUCGCUCAAUACAUAAGAAGAGCGUCAGAAAAAAUUGAUCAAAUUAUUGGAGAAGCUGUCAAAACUGAUGACCAUAAUUCUGUUAGUGACUCAGAAAAGACUUACUCAACCAAAAUCGAAAAAUUACAUGGAAUCAAAAGACAAGCUUCAGAUGAAAUAAAAGCUAAUAGGCAACAGUUUCUCAACAAUGUUUUAAACGAAGAAAGCAAUGAGAAACCUUGGUACUGUAAUGUCAGUGAUCCUGAACAAGAUAUGGACUGCCACAUAGGAAUACUAAACACCUCAAAAUCUAAAUCGACUGAUAAUCUUUUGGACUCAGACUUCAACAUAAAUAAGAGGCACAUACACAGUGUAUCGGCAAAAAAUGAAGUGCUUUGCAAUAAUAUAUUGAAAAAUAGUUCUAGUAGUAGAUUCAACACAGACUUUGAUGACAGAAAUAAUAACAAUCAGACAGGAUUGCACAAACCAAGUAUAAAUGAAAUUAAUGAAAACUGGUAUGCAAGCACCAGCGAUGCUGAUGACACACCUUCAAACGAAAUAUAUAAAAAUAAUCCAGUUCUAGAAUGUGUUAAUCAAAUACUAUUACAAAAUUCUUUGGACGACAGCAGUAAUGACAAUUCGAAGUCUAGCGAAACGCCAAGUCCUAAGACAUCAACUAAACGAGUCCAGUUUUCAACUCUAAAUAGCAUCACGUACGAUGAUAAAGUGAGAUCUAAUGGUAACAGCCAUACUUUACCUCGUUCUGAAAAGAGAGUAAACAAAAUUGUCAAAUUCAGCUUGGAGACAGCGUCGGAACAUAGCUAUGAAGUACCGAACACAGCCCAAGGCUUUCAGUAUGAAAUACAAAGUAUUUACAGCAAUGAGUAUGAACCAAUAAUUACAAAAAGUGAUGAAUUGAAACCUGUGCCAUCUACUCGACAAAUAUCACCAAAUGAUAUACCGAGCAUUCCUAAGAUCAGAGGCUCUAUAGUUAAAAACUUAGCGGCAAACAUAGAGAAUCGAAAUAGCAUAGAGAGAACUGAUAAUGAUCUCGGCUCUAUGAAAAUAUUCAACAAAAGAAAAGUGCCACGAACUCCUCCUGCACUGCCCCCGAAACCAAAGAAUCUAUCAGCAAAAUGGAAAGCUGAAAACACUGUCAAACCAUCGAGAGAAUCAUUAGACUCUGAAGCCGUUGCGGCUAAUCAACGGGUUGCAGAUGUUAAGUUGAGAAAAGUGGGACAAGUAGCAACUGUUAAUAAUGUAGAACCAGACUACUGCUCCAUUUCAGAGAUAAAUGUUCCAGUAGUCAGUAAUGGUAAAAGAGAGUUGCUACUCACACAGCCAACGGUAGAGAUUCAUAAUGAACAAUACCCAAUCCAUGCAGUAAGUCAAAAGAAUAGUGUGGCUAAGGUUGUAUCCUUGCCACGAAUUCAAAACAAGAUCAGUGACAAGGACAUUCCAAAACUUCCUCAAGUCACUGAAAUCAUCAUACCAGAUGAAGAUGAUAAACCUAAUCAAGAACAACUAUUUCAGCAUACUACAGACAGUUACUUGACAAACUUCAAUAUUCACUCUCUGCAACCGAAAUUGGACCCUCGUGCUUCAAUCCAAAUGGGAAAUACAGUGUCUUCCAUCCUAUCAGAAAUAAAUAAAGGAGGCAAAAGUGGCAAUAAGCAAAUCAACUUGACUGAUCUCGACCAUCAGUUCAAUCAUGGGUCGGAAAAGACACAAACUCCAAAUGCUGAGUUGAAUAAAGCUGAGUAUUUCGAUGAUAUGGAUAAGUUUGAUUUGUCACAAAAUUUUGAAGAAUUCAAAAUAGACGACGAACUCACCAGCAUCGUUGCUGAGGAGUAUCGGAUCAGCUCCGGAAGUAGCGAUGGUUCUGAUGACGUAGUAACAGAACACUUACGCACCAAUGUACCUGAUAAAAAUGAUCAACAGAAAACUGUUAUCAACAAUGACAAUGGAAAUAAUGAGAAUUUUCUUGAACCAGAAAGUGCCUUAAACAAAGCGUCAGCAAAAAACUUAAAACUAUCAAAUAAACCUGAUCUCCUUUCAAACAUAGAGAAUUUAGAGACUGAAUCUGUGAGAAAUUCUGACAUAGAGUCCAGCAACUCCUCUGGAAGCAACAGUGGGUCGUAUAACACAGUGAAGUGCGAGCCCAGAAUGAUUUUGAAUAAUAAUUCCGAAAAUAAUGUGAAUAAGACUAAAGGCCCUUUCGACUUCUUCCUUGAGACAUCUGGUCUUAGUACUAAGUCUAUAUUUACGCCAAGUAAAAAUGGUAUCAGGCCGCCUAGGCCACCCAGUGCUAACCACAAGAAUGUGUUAAAACCUAAAGAUAUCAAGAUGAGAGUAAAAAAUCCAGUUACAACGAACAAAAUCAACGAAAAGCCGAUGUUGACAGCUAUUAAAUAUUUCGAACCCUAUGUUUAAGUUUUUAUUGUAAUAAAUGAUGUAAACUAUGUUAUAUUUUAAAAAUGUUAAUUUAUUUUAAAAAAAUAAUUUGCCUGCAUAAUAUUAAUGUACUAUAGUUAUACUGGUGUAAAUAUAACGAGCUAUGUAAAGUUAUUUUUCAAUUAUAAAAUAUUUAACAAUAA